AUGUCGAGGCGGACUAUUCUCUUAAUCUAAUUGUAUCGAAAGUACACAUAAUCAAACUUCCAGCGAAGGUACAUGUAUUAUUUUUGAAUCUUUAAAAGUCGUAGAGAUUUUGCUUGAACUCACAUAUAGAUUAUGCAACUUUUCUUGUAACAGAUUUUAUUAGAAAACGAAGAGAGAGAUAUACCGGCCUGUGACUUUUUUUAUGAUAUGAGAUACAACCUGGAACACUUGACAUUCUCAAGUGUAGACAAUGAAAUAUCCAAUGUGGAGGGUAAUGAUUCAAACAAUGUUGGUUCUUGCAACAAAGAAAAAUAUAUGUUGGAUUUAUACUCCGGAUGCGGAGCCAUGUCAACAGGGUUGUGCAUGGGUGCUUCACUCUCGGGUGUAAAUUUGAUCACUAAAUGGGCAGUGGAUAACAAUAGUUUUGCUUGUGAGAGUUUGAAACUCAAUCACCCUGAAACCAAGGUGAUAAAUGAAAGUGCAGAAGAAUUUUUGAGAUUGCUGAAGGAAUGGAGAAGGCUAUGCCAAAAGUUUUCACUUCCAAAAACUGAGCCACUAGAACUAGAUAGUGAUUUUGAAGAUGACAAUGAAAGUGAAAAUAAUGUAGAAGGGGAGAGUGAUGGAUAUGAAAUGUCACCGGACGAGUUUGAGGUUGAUGAGGUACUCUCCAUUUGUUAUGGAGAUCCAAAAAAGGCGAAUGCUUCGGUUAAAAAGGUUAAACCAUCAGCACUUUAUUUUAAGGUGCAUUGGAAGGGAUACGACAGUGAAGAGGAAAAUACUUGGGAGCCAUAUGAUGGAUUGCGAAAAUGUAAAGAAAAAGUAAAAGAGUUCGUGACGAAGGGUUUCAAGUCAAAGUUAUUGCCACUUCCUGGAGAUGUGCAUAUUGUGUGUGGGGGUCCUCCAUGCCAGGGACUUAGCGGUUUUAACCGAUUUAGAAAUAAAGAUAAACCACUUCAAGAUGAAAAAAACAAUCAAGUGACGGUUUUCAUGGAUAUCAUAGACUACUUGAAGCCCAAAUACGUCUUGAUGGAGAACGUUGUAAGUCUUUUAGGUUUCGCGAAAGGAUUUGUUGGUCGUUAUGCAGUAGCUCGUCUUGUAAACAAGAAUUACCAAGCAAGAUUAGGCAUAAUGGCUGCUGGUGCAUACGGUGUUCCUCAGUGUAGAUACAGGGUUUUCUUAUGGGGUGCUCAACCUUCAGAGAAAUUGCCCCCGUACCCGUUGCCAACUCACAAAAUGGCCACCACUAGAAAAGAAAGCGUCGUUCCUAAGAAGUUUAAGGAGUUAAAAGUGGGAAAUAACCGAAGUGAUCUACAGUUGAAAACGGCUCUUACUCUUGGAGAUGCAACAAGUGAUCUCCCAGAGGUGACUAAUUUUGAGGAAAGAGAAGCAAUAAACUAUGACAUAGAACCUGAGACAGAGUUUCAAAAGUUUAUAAGUCUUCCAAGAGCUGAUACACUAAUCUCAAAUGGUGAAGAGGAAUCACAGUUACGUAUACUUUAUGAUCACCAACCUCUCCAAAUGAAUAAAGAUGAUUAUCAGAGGGCUUGCAAUAUAAGCAAGAAGAAGGGCGCCUACUUCACCGACUUGGGAGGUGUCGUAUUUGAGGAUAAAACAGUGCGAAUUGACCCUUCUGUUGAGAGAGUAAUACUGCCGUCUGGGAAGCCUAUGGUACCUAAUUAUGCAAUCACAUAUAGAGAUGGAAAAUCUAAAAAGCCAUUUGGUCGUUUGUGGUACGAUGAGAUUAUUAACACGGUCGUGACAAGAGCACAACCUCACAACCAGUGUGUACUUCACCCAAAGCAAAACCGAGUUCUUUCAGCCCGCGAAAAUGCAAGACUACAAGGAUUUCCUGAUUGCUAUAGGCUUUACGGACCUGUUGAUGAAAAGUACAUCCAGGUUGGGAAUGCUGUUGCUGUUCCAGUCGGGGUUGCCUUAGGAUAUGCGUUUGGGAUGGCGAGUCAAAGGUUGUGUGAUGAUAAGCCUGUCAUAGACUACCCUUUCAUGUAUCCUGAAUGUCUCAAGAGAAAGGAAGAUUCUGAUAGAUUUAAGGAUCCCAAUUCUAUUCAUGAAGAGGAAAUUGAGGACUAAGGGGAGAAAGGCGAGAGUCUGGGAGAAGAAGAAGACUGUGGAAAGUGGCUAAGGAGUAUUGAAGUUUUGUGAUAUCAAUAAGCUUAUGCGUUUAAGUCCUUAAGUUGUUUUUAAUAGUAAGUGUUUUUUAGUCACAAAGAUAAAGGACAAAAAUAUUUUGAGAAUCUAAAUUUUAAUUAAAAAUGUGCGA
Messenger RNA from Arabidopsis lyrata subsp. lyrata, 2278 nucleotides. Its product is annotated as putative DNA (cytosine-5)-methyltransferase CMT1. Gene Ontology annotation, cellular component: nucleus. Gene Ontology annotation, molecular function: methyltransferase activity. The record is from RefSeq and is a predicted model, not a curated record. NCBI's taxonomy places the organism in Eukaryota, Viridiplantae, Streptophyta, Magnoliopsida, Brassicales, Brassicaceae.